Colletotrichum karsti is the source of this 2172-nucleotide messenger RNA. RefSeq names its product zn 2cys6 transcriptional activator. Gene Ontology annotation, biological process: DNA-templated transcription; regulation of DNA-templated transcription. Lineage: Eukaryota; Fungi; Ascomycota; Sordariomycetes; Glomerellales; Glomerellaceae. The transcript is spliced from 3 exons. The record is from RefSeq and is a predicted model, not a curated record. Gene Ontology annotation, molecular function: DNA-binding transcription factor activity, RNA polymerase II-specific; zinc ion binding; transcription cis-regulatory region binding. Bases 1 to 2172 code for a protein of 723 amino acids. Gene Ontology annotation, cellular component: nucleus.
AUGGACGGUCCGCCCAUCGUCUCUGCCGGCGGGGCUACGCCCGUCUCGCCCACGAGUCCCGUGAGCGCAAGACAUGCAAACAUCGGCCCUCCUAAGAGAAAGCGUAGUAGCAUGGCACUCGACAGUAGUCCGGGCAGCAAUGCCGGCCACGACGACGACAAUGGGGAGCCUGACUCCAAGAAACGCCAGCCGGGAGUGAAGCGCGCCUGCAAUGAGUGCCGCCAGCAGAAAUUGCGAUGCGACGUCGUCCAAGAUCCCUUCCAAAGCUGUUCGCGGUGUAAUCGUCUUAAGCUCGAUUGCAAAAUUGAGUCCAACUUCAAGCGCAUUGGCAAGCGUAGCAAGCACGCCGAGAUGGAGAAGGAGAUCGAAAGAUUGCGCCGCAACAUUGCGCGCGCCCAAAAUCAGGGCUACACUGUCGAAGACGACCAGGAGGAUCUUCAGUCCCCCAUUGCGACAAGCGUUUACACACACACGCGAAACCCUUCUCUGAUGGGUUCUGACGAGGCUGUCUCUUCGCUUCUGCACCUCAAGAGGGGAGGGUCAUACAGCUUACCACGUUACACCCAUGAGCUGGAGAAUGUGCGCUUGACCGAGGACUCGGUGAACCAGUUAUUCCACGAGUUCUUCGCAUACUACCACCCGUUUCUCCCAUUCCUCAACCCUCAACAGUCACCAGACCAGUACUUUCAACAGCACUCUCUUCUCUUCUGGUCCAUCAUUUCGGUCGCUGCCCGGCGUUAUAGCGCAGACCCGACUUUGUUGACGUCGAUAUCGGGCCCUCUAACAAGGCUGCUGUGGUCUACCAUUGGAGACGUGCCGAGCAGCUACUUCGUUGUCAAGGCUCUGUGUCUGCUGUGCACAUGGCCCUUGCCAACGAGCACAACCAGCGCUGACCCCACACAUAUUCUGUGUGGUGUCAUGAUGAAGGUCGCGACGGGCAUUGGCCUUCACAGGCCCAACCAUAGUCAAGACUUCUCCCGAGUCUCUGUGGAUCUUAACAAAGAGCAGCUACACGAUCGUGUACAGACAUGGGCUGUCUGCAACAUUGUCGCCCAAAGCAUUGGCACUGGCUACGGCCAACCGGCCUCAACACUGUACGACUGGACUUUGGCCGUCCGCCGGGGCGAGGACGGGCCUUUCCGAUUGACUCCUGAACUUGAGGCUAGACUUCAAAUUGAACGAUUCUGCGACAAGGUCUCCAAGGAAAUGUAUAGUAACGCCAGCGAUCCCAGAGGUGUUGCAGGAGACGAGCAUCGAGCCAUGUUGAUGAGAGUUUAUCGUAAGGACUUCAACGAACUGCAAGCCUCGAUUCUCUCCCAACACCUGGGCCCUAUUGCCAAUCUCCACAUGAGAGCGGCCGCUCUUCACUUGCGGCUAGCUGGCUUCUUUGAUUCAAGCACGACUCCUGGUUACAUCGAUGACUUGAUGGGUCUGUGGAGAGCAACAACAAGUUUUCUUGACAACAUUCUGGAGGUUGACAAGGUUACUUCACCUGGCCAGAACUCGCCGGGUCAGAUUCUUCUUUACGCGACAAACUACAUCCAGCAAAUGCUGAUUGCGGCUGGCUUCGCUCUGCUGAAGCUCAUGCGGUCGUUCUUUUCCAAGACAAUCGACUUUGACCGCGGCCGCAACCUCUUCCACCAAACCAUCAACGCCAUUCGUGCGACAAGUGUCGUGAACAACGAUCUCCAAUGGCGCCUAGCCGAGCUGAUGGUACAAAUGUGGAACGGAGCCCGCCUCGACAACAACAACCAGUCAUCGUUUGACAACGACGACUCUCCACUGCUCAUCGACGACACACUCCAGCUCAAGGUGCGCUGCCGCCACAGCAUGAGUCUCGUUUUCGACUCAGUCUGGCGAUGGAGAGAAGAGUACCAAGCCCAAGGCAGAGGGUCACUCGAUGCGAACGAGUCCUCGGCGUCAUCGACCCAUCUGGACAGCACACUCAUGCCGGCGACCCAAGGACUACAGGCAAACAGCAUGCUUGCGUCCAACGGCGCCCUCACUCCGGGAGCCUCUGGCGGAUUGAACAACCAAUCAUCGAAUAACAUGCUAAGCGGCAUGAACUACGGCGAGACGACAAAUUACGACUUUUUCGAUCCGCAACACUGGAUGUUGGAUGGCCUACUGGACUUCAACUACAACUUCGUCCAGCCCCUUGAGGGCGCAUAG